GGUUUUCAUUGGCUUAUGCGGCCCCGCCCGCGCUGCCGGAGGCAGAGGGGCCACCGCCCGCGCGCGAGUUGCGCGUGCGCAGGGAGAGUGAGCGUGGUGUGGAUAGCCGCGGUACGCCGUGCGCCUCCGCGACUCUACUACGGCAAGCUAGUCCGGACGGGUCGCCGUCCCCGCGCGCCACGGGCCCUUGACAAACCGACAGGGAACGUCCGGCUUUCCCAGCAACGCCUUGCGAUACUAGAGCAGCACAGCAAAGCAAGCCUCGGGCGGAGGGGGCGGAGCCUCGGGCGGCCCCGCCUUCGCGGAAGGAUACGCACCUCCGUAGUCCAAAACCCCGGGGCGAGGCGGCCGGGGCGUGUGAGCCGCUCGGCCAGCUGCCGUCUACGCGCUUUCGCGCGGCCACCGGGCAACUGCGCCGCGCGGCCGCCUCGCUGAGCGCUCGGCCUCGGGGCCGCAGGAUCCGCCGCGCUGUCUGCGGUCGGGAAGACCGCCCUCCCGCGUCCGUGCCGGACGGGUCAGAGGCGGCACCGCACGCGAGGCCACCCGCGAUGCUGCUGUCUAAGUUCGGCUCCCUGGCGCACCUUUGCGGGCCUGGCGGCGUGGACCACCUCCCGGUGAAAAUCCUGCAGCCAGCCAAGGCGGACAAGGAGAGCUUCGAGAAGGUGUACCAGGUGGGCGCCGUGCUGGGCAGCGGGGGCUUCGGCACAGUCUACGCGGGCAGCCGCAUAGCCGACGGACUCCCGGUGGCCGUGAAGCACGUGGUGAAGGAGCGGGUGACCGAGUGGGGCAGCCUCGGCGGAGUGGCCGUGCCCCUGGAGGUGGUGCUGCUGCGCAAGGUGGGCGCGGCGGGCGGCGCGCGCGGCGUCAUCCGCCUGCUGGACUGGUUCGAGCGGCCCGACGGCUUCCUGCUGGUUCUGGAGCGGCCGGAACCGGCACAGGACCUCUUCGACUUCAUCACGGAGCGCGGCGCCCUGGACGAGCCCCUGGCGCGCCGCUUCUUCGCGCAGGUGCUUGCCGCUGUGCGGCACUGCCACGGUUGCGGGGUUGUGCACCGAGACAUCAAGGACGAGAACCUGCUAGUGGACCUGCGCUCGGGCGAGCUGAAGCUCAUCGACUUCGGCUCGGGCGCGCUGCUCAAGGACACUGUCUACACUGACUUUGACGGCACUCGUGUGUACAGCCCCCCAGAGUGGAUCCGCUAUCACCGCUAUCACGGACGCUCUGCCACUGUGUGGUCUCUGGGUGUACUGCUCUACGACAUGGUGUGUGGGGACAUUCCCUUCGAGCAGGACGAGGAAAUCUUGCGUGGCAGGCUGUUUUUCCGAAGGAGGGUCUCCCCAGAGUGCCAGCAGCUCAUUGAGUGGUGUCUCUCCCUGCGGCCCUCAGAGAGGCCCUCACUGGACCAAAUUGCUGCCCACCCCUGGAUGCUGGGGACAGAGGGCAGCGUUCCAGAAAACUGUGACCUUCGGCUCUGUGCUCUGGACACUGACGAUGGAGCCAGCACCACUUCCAGCAGUGAGAGCUUGUGAGGAGGAGGAGGAGGAGCCUGAACUCCACACUGGGGGCCUGGGCUCAGCCUAGCCAGCCCCCUCCCAGAAUGAACAUUCUCUGCCUGGGAUGUCUCCUGCAAAAGCAGUGACCUCUGACCCCUGGUGACCUUUGCUCUCGGCACCGGGCCUGUUUCCUUUGCUUUGAGUGCCUUUUUGAACGCUGCUCCACAGGGCCUGGGUUUUCUUGAGCUCUUCUGUCCAAAGAUGGCUGCGGGCUAAGCAAGGUCCCGCCUGCCUUGGGUGGAUACUUGAACCAGAGACCCCUACCCUGCUGCUGCAUCUUGGAGGCAGCCUUCCUGACCAACUGUGUCUGACAUGGAGCACCUCUGUGGUGCCCACCUCCCACCCUCCAGUCUCAUGGUGUUCGUCUGGGCAUGUCUGCACAAAGCAAUGCAACGGCUGGGCCACUGGUGCCCAUCUGCCACCCCAGGCACGCAACUUAGGCGUGCCAGGGUCUCUUAUUUAUGGUGUGACCACCCUGGAGGGCGCCCCUGCCCUGCUGGGGCUAUUUAUUGUUUAAUUUAUUUGCUGAGGUUACUUCCUCCAAACAGCCACCUCCUCCAGGCCCCUGGGGUAUACAGGACAGUCAAGGGUGGCUGUGCAGUCCACAGAACCCAUCCUUCCUGCACCUGGAGUAGGUCCCCAGCCCACAAGUCUGUGGGAGGAAGAACUUGUACAGUGGCUAAUUUAAGGGACGUGGGGGACCCUGCCACCCUGGGCAUCUUUGCGCUGGGGGGUGGGUUUUAAAUUAUUGACCUUGUACAGUCUGCUUGCUGGCUCUGAAAGCUGGGGUGGGGGACAGAGUCUCAAGCCCUUAAUUUAUUUUAGCAGCUGUGUUUUUGUGACCCUGGUGUAAGUAGGCAUCAGGGAUGGGGGUUGUUUAAGUUCAAAAUGUGUCUGGAAAUCAUAUUUUUUAUACAGGUAUUUCAAUUAAAUGUUUUGGUAUAUAAUG
Messenger RNA from Arvicola amphibius (Eurasian water vole), 2502 nucleotides. It is a transcript of the gene Pim3, whose product is annotated as Pim-3 proto-oncogene, serine/threonine kinase. Gene Ontology annotation, cellular component: cytoplasm. The coding region runs from base 549 to 1529 and encodes 326 amino acids. NCBI's taxonomy places the organism in Eukaryota, Metazoa, Chordata, Mammalia, Rodentia, Cricetidae. Gene Ontology annotation, molecular function: ATP binding; protein serine/threonine kinase activity. The record is from RefSeq and is a predicted model, not a curated record. Gene Ontology annotation, biological process: protein autophosphorylation; regulation of mitotic cell cycle; negative regulation of apoptotic process. The transcript is spliced from 6 exons.